GGGGCUGAGCUUCAGGGCAGGGGACACCCAUGGGGCAGGAAGGCACCCAUGGGGCUGAGCUCCAGGGCAGGGGGCACCCAUGGGGCAGGAAGGCACCCAUGGGGCUGAGCUCCAGGGCAGGGAGCACCCAUGGGGCAGGAAGGCACCCAUGGGGCAGGAGGGCACCCAUGGGGCUGAGCUCCAGGGCAGGGGACAUCCAUGGGUCAGGAGGGCACCCAUGGGGCAGGAAGGCACCCAUGGGGCUGAGCUGCAGGGCAGGAGGGCACCCAUGGAUCAGGAGGGCACCCAUGGAUCAGGAGGGCACCGAUAGGGCAGGAGGGCACCCAUGGGGCAGGAGGGCACCCAUGGGGCUGAGCUCCAGGGCAGGGGGCACCCAUGGGGCAGGAGGGCACCCAUGGGGCAGGAGGGCACCCAUGGGGCUGAGCUCCCCCUUCCCGCCGCAGCACACACCAUACCAUGGUGGAAUUCCAGAUCCGGCCGUACCGCGAGGAGGACCACGAUGCUGUGCGCGAGAUCUUUGCCACCGGCAUGAGCGAGUACGCGCCGUCGCUGUGCCUGCACGUGCUGCGGCAGCCCUGGGCGCUGCUGGCGCUGGGCUGCACCUUCUGCCUGCUCCUGGCCAGUGCCCGCUCCCUGCUCCUGCCCAUCCUGGCCAUCACCCUGCUCCUGGCGCUGGCCCGGCACCUCGUCGGCUGCGCCUGGAGCGCCUACAUCGACCGCUGCCUCGCCGAUGACCUGCGGGACAUCGGCGCCGCCUACGCCGAGAGCGACGGUGCCCACUUCUGGGUGGCCGAGGCGGACGAGCGGGUGGUGGGGACGGUGGGCGCGCGGCCGGCCGAGGCUGACGGCGAGUUGAUGUUGAAAAGGAUGGCGGUACGGAAGGAUUACCGGGGCUUGGGCGUCGGCACGGCGCUGGGCCGCACGGUGCUGGCCUUCGCGCGGCAGCACGGGUGCCGGGCGGUGAUGCUCAACACGCUGAUGGUGCAGCACGAGGCUCGCGCGCUCUACGAACGCCUGGGCUUCCACCAGCACCACCGCUACGUCCUGCCCACCAUCUACGGCCACUUGGCCAACUGUACCGUCACCGUCUACCGCUACGACCUGGCCUGAGCCCCACGGACAGUGGGCGCUGCACCGCGGCACCGGCGUGGCCAGCCGGGACCGCCGCUUCUCAACAUGCGCACCGGACACGGCGCUGCCGGGACUCCAUGGAGGUCCUGGAGGGGCUGCCCCACGGAGACCCCCGGCCACGGCCCCCCCGGUAGGUCAGACGCUGCUGCUGCCGCACGAGGGGCGGCAAUAAAGGACGGUCGGCAGCACCGGGCUGGGUCGUUCUUCCAGCGCUGCCGUGGGAUUGUGGGGUCCCGGCACCACAGGGAUCCUCGUGAUGUCCUCCCGUGGGAAGGAUCUGGUGUGGGACAUGGGCACAAAAGCAGAUGUGGAGUGGUUUGAGUGGGAAGGGACCCUAAAGCCCAUCCGGUGUCACCGCCUGCCAUGGGCAGAGACACCACCCAAUGGAUCCAGUUGGUUCCCAUCCAACCUGGCCCGGAACCCCUCCAGGGAUGGGGCAUCUUCACAGCUGUAGGUUCCUUAUCUUCUGGCUUCAACCAUCUUGUGUGCAACAAAGUCCAUUGUUGGGGUGACAAAGACAUUAUUAUUAUUAUUGGAGACCUUAUUACUCUCUGGAGACCUCAUUGCUCUCUGGAAGUACCUGAGAGGAGGUUGUGGAGAGGAGGGAGCUGGGCUCUGCUCCCAAGGGACAGGGGACAGGACAAGAGGGAAUGGCCUGAAGCUCCGCCAGGGGAGGGUCAGGGUGGAUAUCAGAAAAAAAUUCUUCAUGGAAAGAGUCAUCGGCACUGGAACAGCUGCCCAGGGAGGGGGGAGUCGCCUUCCCUGGAGGUGUUCAAGGAACGGGUGGAUGAAGUGCUGAGGGACAUGGUUUAGGGAGUGUUGGGAAUGGUUGGACUCAAUGAUCCAAUGGGUCCUUUCCAACCUGGGGAUUCUAUGAGUCUAUGAAAGGCUUCCUAUAUUCCAGCUGUGGAUGCUGAGGAAGCCCUGCUGGGUCCUGCUUCCUUGGAAUUCUGAGGGGCUCCACCUGGAGUUCAUUCUCACUGCCUGGUCCUAGGAUCAUGGAAUGGAUUGGAAGGGACCUCAAAGCCCAUCCAGUCCCACCCCUGCCAUGGGCAGGGACACCUCCCACUGGCUCAGGGGCUCCAAGAACCAUCCAACCUGGCCUGGAACCCCUCCAGGGAUGGAGCACCACCACUGCUCUGUUCCAGGGCCUCCCCACCCUCACAGGAGAACAUUUCUCCCCAGGAUCUCAUCUCAAUCUCCCCUCUUGCAGCUCAAAACCGUUCCCCUCGUUCUGUCCCUUCACUCCCUGAUCCAGAGCCCCUCCCCAGCUCUCCUGGAGCCCUUUUCCCUACUGGAAGCUGCUCUGAGGUCUCCCUGGAGCCUUCUCUUCUCCUGAACAACCCCAACUCUCUCAGCCUGGCCUCACACAGGAGGUUCUCCAGCCCUUGGACCAUCUCCAUGGUCUCCUCUGGACUCGCUCCACCAUCUCCAUGUCCUCCCUGUGCUGAGGACUCCAGCGCUGGACCCAGGGCUCCAGGUGGGUCUCCCAGAGCGGAGCAGAGGGGCAGAAUCCCGUCCCUCCCUGCUGGCCACGCUGCUCCGGGUGCAGCCCAGGACACGGGGGGGUUCUGGGCUCUGAGCACACGUUG
Molecule: messenger RNA, 2723 nt
Organism: Cuculus canorus (common cuckoo)
Lineage: Eukaryota; Metazoa; Chordata; Aves; Cuculiformes; Cuculidae
Product: probable N-acetyltransferase camello
Exons: 2
Coding region: 457-1110 (217 amino acids)
Molecular function (GO): N-acetyltransferase activity
Source: RefSeq, a predicted model, not a curated record